AAGAACUAGGAGCAAACUGGCGCGCCGGCAGAACGCCGUUGUGCAGGCGCAGAUUUAAGAUCGCGCCAGAUGGAAUGAAAAAGCAAGGAGCAGAAGAUGGGUGGGAGCCCACUGCGCUUUUAAAAAGCUGCAUGUCUGCUUAGAGAACACACAAAUCCUGGCACACAAAGCAGUAGCACCCGAGGGAGGCGAACUCCCGCGUUUCACACCUGCUUCUCGCCCGCUGCGCACGCGCUUCACCCUCGCCCAGUGCGCACACGCUUCACCCUCGCCCAGUGCGCACGCGCGUUGCUACCCGCCGGACCCCGCAGGCGCGGUGAAUCGAACGUCGAGCACGGCGGCGGGCGGUGUGGAGUGCUGAGCGGCCUCACCCCCAACCGUCGGCCCAGUAGGACGGUUCCGAGGCGUUGCCCGGCGCCGGGAGCGGCUCUGCCUGGACUCGGAGAAACGCGGGGCAUCUGCCUGAGCCCACUUUUCUACAAGAUGUGGGGAUUUUUGAAGCGCCCUAUAGUGGUGACGGCUGACAUCAACUUGAGCCUCGUGGCCCUGACUGGGAUGGGGUUACUGAGCCGGCUGUGGCGACUCACGUACCCGCCGGCUGUGGUUUUUGACGAAGUGUAUUAUGGGCAGUACAUCUCUUUUUACAUGAAACGAAUCUUCUUCUUGGAUGACAGUGGGCCGCCAUUUGGCCACAUGGUGCUGGCCUUGGGAGGUUAUUUAGGAGGAUUCGAUGGCCAUUUUUUGUGGAACAGAAUUGGAGCAGAAUACAGUAGCAACGUGCCCGUGUGGUCCCUGCGCCUGCUGCCAGCGCUUGCGGGGGCCUUGUCUGUCCCCAUGGCCUACCAGAUAGUGCUGGAGCUCCACUUUUCUCAUUGUGCCGCCAUGGGAGCUGCUCUGUUGAUGCUUAUCGAGAAUGCUCUCAUCACUCAGUCAAGGCUAAUGCUUUUGGAAUCAGUGUUAAUAUUUUUUAAUCUAUUGGCCGUGUUGUCCUACCUGAAGUUCUUCAAUUGCCAAAAGCACAGCCCUUUUUCUCUGAGCUGGUGGUUCUGGCUAACACUGACAGGGGUUGCUUGUUCCUGCGCAGUGGGCAUCAAGUACAUGGGUAUGUUCACAUACGUGCUCAUGCUGGCGGUUGCAGCUGUCCAUGCCUGGCACCUAAUUGGAGACCAGACUUUGUCCAACGUCUGUGUGUUCUGUCACUUGCUUGCCCGAGCAGUGGCUUUGCUGGUCAUCCCGGUCGUCCUGUACUUACUGUUCUUCUACGUCCAUUUGAUUCUGCUCUUCCGCUCUGGGCCCCACGACCAAAUCAUGUCCAGUGCCUUCCAGGCCAGCUUAGAGGGAGGACUAGCUCGGAUCACCCAGGGUCAGCCGCUGGAGGUGGCCUUUGGGUCCCAGGUCACUCUGAGGAACGUCUUUGGGAAACCUGUGCCCUGCUGGCUGCAUUCCCACCAGGACACCUACCCCAUGAUAUAUGAGAACGGCCGAGGCAGCUCCCACCAGCAGCAGGUGACCUGUUACCCCUUCAAAGACGUCAAUAACUGGUGGAUUGUAAAGGAUCCCGGGAGGCACCAGCUGGUGGUGAGCAGCCCUCCGAGACCCGUGCGGCACGGGGACAUGGUGCAGCUGGUCCACGGCAUGACCACCCGCUCCCUGAACACGCAUGAUGUUGCAGCCCCUCUGAGUCCCCAUUCACAGGAGGUCUCCUGCUACAUUGACUAUAAUAUCUCCAUGCCCGCCCAGAACCUCUGGAGACUGGAAAUUGUGAACAGAGGAUCCGACACAGACGUCUGGAAGACCAUCCUCUCAGAGGUCCGCUUUGUGCACGUGAACACUUCUGCGGUCUUAAAGCUAAGCGGGGCUCACCUCCCUGACUGGGGGUAUCGGCAGCUGGAGAUCGUCGGGGAGAAGCUGUCCCGGGGCUACCACGAGAGCAUGGUGUGGAACGUGGAGGAGCACCGAUACGGCGCGAGCCAGGAGCAGAGGGAGCGGGAACGGGAGCUGCACUCACCUGCGCAGGUGGACGUCAGCAGGAACCUCAGCUUCAUGGCGAGAUUCUUGGAGCUGCAGUGGAAGAUGCUGGUGCUGAGAAGCGAUGACUCGGAACACAAGUAUAGCUCCAGCCCGCUGGAGUGGGUCACCCUGGACACCAAUAUCGCCUACUGGCUGCACCCCAGGACCAGCGCUCAGAUCCACCUACUUGGAAACAUAGUGAUCUGGAUUUCAGGCAGCCUCGCCCUGGCCAUCUACGCCCUGCUGUCCUUGUGGUACCUGCUCCGACAGCGAAGAAACGUCCAUGACCUCCCUCAGGAUGCCUGGCUGCGCUGGGUGUUGGCUGGGGCGCUGUGUGCUGGUGGCUGGGCAGUGAACUACCUCCCGUUCUUCCUGAUGGAGAAGACACUCUUCCUCUACCACUACCUGCCCGCACUCACCUUCCAGAUCCUUCUGCUCCCUGUCGUCCUGCAGCACAUCAGCGACCACCUGUGCAGGUCCCAGCUCCAGAGGAGCGUCUUCAGCGCCCUGGUGGUGGCCUGGUACUCCUCCGCAUGCCAUGUGUCCCACACGCUGCGCCCACUCACCUACGGGGACAAGUCACUCUCGCCACAUGAACUCAAGGCCCUUCGCUGGAAAGACAGCUGGGACAUCUUGAUCCGAAAACACUAGAACAAGAGCGUGGCAAAGAACACCCGAGCUGGGGUCGGGACAAGGUCGAAGGGUCUUGGUCAGUGUAGUUAACAAGCAGGGUGGGCCCUGCACUGGGAGGACAUGGGCCGGGCUCAUCAGGGCCUCUACUGGAACGCGUGGGGGUCUCAUUCUUGAAAAGCCCUCUGAUGAGCACCUCCUUUUGUGCAAAGUUCAUUUUUUCUCAACAAUGAAGAUGUUCCCUCCGUGUUUUCACCCCUGAGCUAAGACACAGGGAGUAUUUCAGCGGCCAGUGUAGGAGUCAUCGAUGAAGAAAAGCCGAGAACCCAAGGCCAGCAGUGGAGCAAGUGGCCUCAGCAGACCGGGGCCUGGUCCUUGCUAACCGCUGCAGGGUGGAGUUUGAUCUGGCAGACCCGAUCCUCCUUCAUGAACACCCAGCAACCUGAGCAAGUCCCAGCCCUGCCCUGAGUGAGCCUGGCAGGUGUCCCGGGACAGGCGUCCAGGAGGGCCGCCUGAACAGUGAGCCGGGGCUGGGGCUUGCGAGUCAUUCUCUGUGACAGCAUCAAGACUGGCCCUCCGCACCAUGCUGUGUGGAAACCCUCCUGAGCCUGCCGAGACGGGGCUGAGUGAAAUCUUCCUCAGUGGUCAAGGUGUGUGUCAUCCAUACAGCUCCUUGCCUUUACUUUGUCUUUUUAAAUAAUUUAAAAAGGGACAAACUGGCA
Messenger RNA from Macaca mulatta (Rhesus monkey), 3362 nucleotides. It is a transcript of the gene POMT1, whose product is annotated as protein O-mannosyltransferase 1. NCBI's taxonomy places the organism in Eukaryota, Metazoa, Chordata, Mammalia, Primates, Cercopithecidae. Gene Ontology annotation, biological process: protein O-linked glycosylation. Gene Ontology annotation, molecular function: mannosyltransferase activity. The record is from RefSeq and is a predicted model, not a curated record. Gene Ontology annotation, cellular component: membrane.